AUGGCGUCUACUGCGCGCAAUGAAAAGAGACUCAAGGUACUUAGUCUUGUCUUUCUAACAGUUCAAACUACUGCAUUGGUCCUGUUAAUGCGGUACACACGUCUUCCAUCUCCGAAAAAUCCUAUUGAUGGUCUUUACCUAACUUCCACAGCUGUUUUCUGUUCUGAAGUCAUGAAGGUUAUUUUCUGUUUCUGUGCUGUUUUUAUUCAAAAUGCACAAUCUCUUAAGGAUACACGUGAAGAGCUGGAGAUUGAACUUUUCUCAGCUCCGAAGGAGCUACUUAAACUUGGUAUUCCAGCUGGUCUCUAUACCAUUCAGAACAAUCUUCUUUAUGUUGCCUUAUCGAACCUCGAUGCUGCUACUUACCAGAUUACGUAUCAACUGAAAAUUCUCACUACGGCAAUGUUUAUGGUGUUGAUGCUGCAUAAGAAAAUCACUUCGAUUCAAUGGCUUUCUCUUGUGAUUCUCAUCAUGGGUGUCGCCUUCGUUCAAUUGGCUCCAUCUGCAAAUGCGUCCACAAACACUGGCGCACAAGCAUUGAAGGGCCAAAAUCCCUGGCUGGGAUUGACAGCAGUUAUUCUCGCCAGUCUUUCUAGUGGGUUCGCUGGAGUUUUCUUUGAGAAACUCAUGAAAUACACCAAGCCCUCAAUUUGGAUUCGAAAUAUCCAACUUGGUAAGUUAUACCAUAUCAGAUCGUAA
This is a messenger RNA of Rodentolepis nana, 699 nucleotides long. Lineage: Eukaryota; Metazoa; Platyhelminthes; Cestoda; Cyclophyllidea; Hymenolepididae. The record is from the annotation of a GenBank genome assembly.